Molecule: messenger RNA, 1743 nt
Organism: Hydractinia symbiolongicarpus
Lineage: Eukaryota; Metazoa; Cnidaria; Hydrozoa; Anthoathecata; Hydractiniidae
Product: general transcription factor IIE subunit 1-like
Exons: 1
Coding region: 34-1305 (423 amino acids)
Biological process (GO): transcription initiation at RNA polymerase II promoter; transcription open complex formation at RNA polymerase II promoter
Cellular component (GO): transcription factor TFIIE complex
Source: RefSeq, a predicted model, not a curated record
CUUAACAAUUAUUUUCAUUGUAGUAAAGUCACAAUGAAUAAUGAUUCAGCAGUUAAACAAAUGGAGGAACCUGAACUUCUUACUGAAGUUCCACCAAUAUUGAAGAGGCUUGCAAAAACAGUUGCCUAUGCAUUUUACGAACCGGAAAUGGUUGUGACAGUAUGUGUUCUAACAAAAUACCCUUGUAUCGACGAAGAUACACUUAUGGAAAAGCUUCAGUUUGAUAAAAGACAGUUACGACAAGUUUUAUCAAAACUGAAAAAUGAUAAAUUAGUGAAACAAAGAGUAGUAAAAGAAAAACAGCAAGACACUGGAAAUUUUAAUAUUUACAAUUUUUAUUUCAUAAAUUACAAACUUUUUGUCAAUGUUGUAAAGUAUAAGCUUGAUCAUAUCAGGAAGAAGCUUGAAAAUGAAGAGCAGCAAGCUCGAAACAGGCCGUGUUUUCAAUGUCAACAAUGUCAAAAAAAUUAUUCUGAUUUGGAAGUGGAUAGAUUAAUUGACAUGGAGACUGGCUUAUUUAAAUGCACCUUUUGUAAUGGGGAUGUGGAGGAAGAUGCAAGCCAUAUAAACACAUACAGCAGUGGCUCAUCACUAGGGACAUUUAAUGAGCAAAUGGAAAUGCUCUAUAAACUUUUACGAGAAUGUGAAAACAUAAAUCUUGCACCUGAUGUUUUAGAACCAACACCUUCCACUGCUGCCCUUAAAACAGUUCAAAACAAAUCUCAUGGUGGUCCUAAAUCUGGUUGGACUACUGAUCGUAAAUCAAUUGAUUUGUAUGGUCAAAAUAUUCAAAUUAAUGUUGGAGAUGAGGUAAAACAACAAGACGUUGCAGCCCCCAAAGAAUUACCUGUGUGGUUAGCUAAGAGUACUGUUUUUAACGAGGAGACUAAAGAGAAUGUAGACAACAAAAGCAUGGAUGUAGAUAAUAUGCCAUCUUCAAGUGCUACUCAAGAUUCACAAGAGGAAGGAGAUAUCAUGUCAGCUUUACUUGCACAUGAAUCAACUAGCAAAAAGGUUGAAGCACCUAUUGAUGUAUCUGCUGCUAAGAAGCAGGAGUCCAGCUCAGACUCAGAGCCUGAUUCGAGCCCCGAAAUUUCAAAAUUAAACAACAUUGACAUGGGUGUAACCGAAGUUGCAGACAUGGCUGAUAGUGACGAUGAUGACCAGCAUGAAAUCACAGUACAGGUUGGAAGCAUGUCCUAUGCACUGUCAGACAUUAACGAUGAUAUCAUUGCUAAAAUGACAGAAGAGGAACAUGAUGCAUACUUAAAAUUAUAUCAUGAUGCUUACGAACAGUUUUACUAGAUUCAUUAUUAAUAACUCCAUAUAAACUUAUUAAUCUUUUAAAGGUUUAAAAUUAUUCUUGUGUGUAGGAAAUGCAAUUUCUUUUUAUCUUUUUGCAUGCUUGAAAAAUGGUAGAAUGGCCAACAUCAAAUGCCUCUGUAUAUUUUUUUGUAGCAUUUGAGUAUCAUUCUAGAAAUCCAAGUUUGCAUAACAAUAUUUCUAUUACCUUAAGAAGAUAAAUUGUGGGGAAAAUUAUCACAAUGACUUUGCAUCAUAAAUUAUUGCAGUUUUAAUGCUUACUAUACAUUUUGCGACAUAAAUUAUUGCGUUUUGUCAAAAAUGAUAAUUUUGUGACACAAAUUAUUGCCAUUUUUUAAUUCUUUUCAACAUUUACAGAGGUAUUUUUCUUAAGCAAAGUGUUUUUUACACCCCUGCAGGUUUGUAUAGAAUUGUAACCAU